Messenger RNA from Hermetia illucens (black soldier fly), 353 nucleotides. RefSeq names its product 60S ribosomal protein L38-like. Gene Ontology annotation, cellular component: cytosolic large ribosomal subunit; ribosome. Gene Ontology annotation, biological process: translation; protein-RNA complex assembly. NCBI's taxonomy places the organism in Eukaryota, Metazoa, Arthropoda, Insecta, Diptera, Stratiomyidae. Gene Ontology annotation, molecular function: structural constituent of ribosome. The transcript has a single exon. The record is from RefSeq and is a predicted model, not a curated record. The coding region runs from base 70 to 282 and encodes 70 amino acids.
AACGUCAAUUUUGGUUGGUGAUUUUCAUUUCGCUGAAAUUUUCUCACAUUUUUCUUAUUUCUAAUAAACAUGCAGCGUGAAAUUAAAGAGGUUAAGGACUUCUUGAUCAAAGCCCGCAGGAAGGAUGCCCGCACUGUCAAGAUCAAGAAGAACCCAAAUAACACCAAGUUCAAGAUCCGUUGCUCCCGAUUUCUGCACACAUUGGUGGUGUUCGACAUGGAGAAGGCCGAGAAAUUGAAGCAAUCUCUGCCACCAGGUCUGCAAGUGAAAGAAGUCAAGUAGAAGGUUCCAAUGGGGUGGGCGAACGACGUGUGACGCAUGAUGUCUGCGCUGUGCACGGGCGGAUGUGUUUU